This is a messenger RNA of Doryrhamphus excisus (bluestripe pipefish), 1997 nucleotides long. RefSeq names its product metalloreductase STEAP3-like. Lineage: Eukaryota; Metazoa; Chordata; Actinopteri; Syngnathiformes; Syngnathidae. Gene Ontology annotation, cellular component: plasma membrane; endosome. Gene Ontology annotation, molecular function: cupric reductase (NADH) activity; ferric-chelate reductase (NADPH) activity. Gene Ontology annotation, biological process: copper ion import. The record is from RefSeq and is a predicted model, not a curated record.
CACUUAAACAUUCCAUAAUAAUGCUAGUAACGCGGUAUAUUGUAUAAUAAACUUGAAUUUUUACCAAUAGAAACGUGUGCUAUAACGACCACAUGCGUUGUACACAGAUACUUGGUCGGAGUUAACCUUUCUCGAGUUCGAAUCAAGGACGUCCAGCAAGGUUUCUUCACGUGAACCAUGCCGGAUGAGAUGCAAAGAGCUUUAAUCCGGAGCCGAGGCGACACGGGAGGAUGCAGGCCUCUGGAAGCAUGCAUGUCUGAGCCCUGCAAUAAAGUGGUGGGCAUCCUGGGCACCGGCGACUUCUCCCGCUCACUUGCCAGAAGACUUUUGGCAUCUGGUUGCCAUGUGGUAGUGGGUAGCCGAACCCCCAAACGCUUUGUUACGCUGUUUCCUGAAGAGGCAGAGGUGACCUCCCAGCUGGAGGCGGCCAGCCAGGCAGACCUCGUCUUUGUUGCCAUGUUCCCGGAGCAUCACUCCACACUGCUGGAGUUGAAGCCGGCACUGGCUGGAAAGACAUUGGUGGACGUUAGCAACGGCUUGCAUGUCAAACGAGGCGGGCCAUCCCAUGCGGAACGGCUGGCCGACAUGUUUCCUGAAAGCUAUGUCGUGAAAGGGUUUAACACAAUAUCAGCAUGGGUGCUUCAAACUGGACCUCGAGAUGGAAGCAGGCAGGUUUUCCUAUGCAGUGACAGCAGCAAUGCCAAGAGCUCAGUCAUGGUUUUGUGUCGCAGGAUGGGCUUCUGUCCUGUCGAUAUGGGGCUUCUCUCCUCUUCUGUAGAGGUUGAAAACCUCCCACUCUAUCUAUUUCCUUCUUGGGGCACCCCCAUCCUCAUUACCUUGAUCCUCUUCUUUUUCUUCUACCUGUACAACUUUGUCCAUGACGUCUUGCAUCCGUUCGUCAAAGAAGGAAAGAACGUCUUCUACAAAAUGCCCAUUGAGACGAUAAACGUCACAUUGCCCUCCGUCGCUUUGGUGAUGCUUUCACUAGUCUACAUGCCGGGCCUGUGUGCUGCUGUGCUUCAGCUAAGGUGGGGCACCAAAUACAAUCGAUUCCCCGACUGGCUUGACAAAUGGCUCAUCAAAAGGAAGCAGUUUGGGUUGUGUAGCUUCCUUUGCGCAGCCAUGCAUGCCAUCUACAGUCUUUGUCUGCCCAUGAGACAGUCUGCUCGCUACAGACUUCUCAAUGCCGCUUUCAAACAGGUGCAAGAGGGAGUGGAGAACUCGUGGAGUGACAAGGGUGUGUGGAGGAUGGAGCUGUACCUCUCAGUGGGCAUCAUGGCGCUCGGAAUGCUCUCUCUGCUGGCCAUCACCUCGCUGCCCUCAGUGGCCGACAGCAUCAACUGGCGAGAGUUCAGCUUCAUUCAAUCCACACUAGGCCAUUGCGCCCUAACCAUGGCCACCAUCCACACGCUCCUCUUCGGCUGGGACCGCGCAUUCGACCCAGCCCGAUACCACUUCUUCCUGCCACCCACCUUCGUUCUGGUCCUCAUCCUGCCUAUCACAGUUCUGCUGGGCCGCCUCACUCUCCUGCUGCCCUGCAUGGCCCACCGCCUCCGACAGAUCCGUCGCGGCCGGGAGAGGAGUCGUCACAUUCGCUUCACUCUGCCCAGCGACGGAUGCUACAACGGCCUGGAUGAUGUCAGCAAUGUUUGAUGUGCACUGGACAAAAAGUAGAGCGCUUUGAUUGUGCCAAGCUGAAAACAAAUGUGUUGCACACAGGUGGGAUGUUUUGUGUUGUAUUGGUAAUUUAGAAAGCAUCAAUCAUUUGUGUCUACAGAGACUAGUACAUCCUCAGCCAUCAUGCAUAAUGCAUUUGUAUUAACAGGUACCUUGUCUGCAGGAUUUUGACAUUGAAUUUAUUGUUUCCUGUUUGCAUUAUAGCUGCUUCCUUCUGGAUGCUUAUGUCAUCCUAACUGGGGUUAGAAUUUGCAUUUAUUUGUCUUUAAACACAAGCACAUUUAUAUUACAGAAUUUUGAUUAAAGCCUUUUCUACUCUU